AUGGUUUAUUAUUGCUUGGAAAAGGUGUUUCCACCAUUAAAUUCAGUAACAUUGCUUCGCCAUUAUAUUCCAUUAUGCGGUGCGGUCAGUCAUUCGAUGUUUUCCAUUCACAUCCUGAAUCCCGAGUUGCUCACUAAGAUAUUUGCAAUGAACGAUGCUGCCAUAUCGAAUGCACUCUUUCUAAAUGCAAACUUGGGCAUCGCCGUCUAUAUGUACUACGCAAAGCACAUGAAGCGAGUGACCACCAGUGCAAGGGUGAUAUACAGCGUAUUUACGACGAUUCUGUUCAACUUUGGUAGCGUUUUGUUUUGGGCUACUGCUAAAGCCGUCCUGCCAAAAAACGGAGCUGCUCGAAUGCUGUUCGGGGUUUUCACCAGCUUUUGUUUCUUGGCUGUCGGCAAAGAUUACUGCAUGUACAUCAACAGCCUGUCAUCGCCUCCUCCUUCGGAUGCCGAGUGA
Molecule: messenger RNA, 459 nt
Organism: Soboliphyme baturini
Lineage: Eukaryota; Metazoa; Nematoda; Enoplea; Dioctophymatida; Soboliphymatidae
Source: the annotation of a GenBank genome assembly